This is a messenger RNA of Homarus americanus (American lobster), 3213 nucleotides long. It is a transcript of the gene HisRS, whose product is annotated as histidine--tRNA ligase, cytoplasmic-like. NCBI's taxonomy places the organism in Eukaryota, Metazoa, Arthropoda, Malacostraca, Decapoda, Nephropidae. The coding region runs from base 92 to 1798 and encodes 568 amino acids. The transcript is spliced from 11 exons. The record is from RefSeq and is a predicted model, not a curated record. Gene Ontology annotation, biological process: mitochondrial translation; histidyl-tRNA aminoacylation. Gene Ontology annotation, cellular component: mitochondrion; cytoplasm. Gene Ontology annotation, molecular function: ATP binding; histidine-tRNA ligase activity.
UGAAAUUUGGUAAUAUUAUCAAGAGUUGAAAUUCUAUCUUCAGAAAUACAUGAUGUUUCAUCAUUGAUAAAAGACGAGUGACAACAGAAGCAUGGAAGAGAAGGAGCUGCCUCUUAUACUGCUGGAUGCUCACCUGUCACAAUACAGCUAUGUGGGAGGUUUUCAACCUUCACAGGCAGAUGUAGCUGUCCUGACCUCAGGCUGUGUUCCCCCCAGUCCCCCUCGCACAUUACCCAAUGUGCGACGGUGGGCAGCACACAUGGCCACUUUCUCAUCCGUCGAGUGCCUCGCAUUUCCCCCGUACACUCUUGGUUGUAAGAUGGAUGACCAGCUGUCAGACUUAGUUCACAAGAACAUUAAGAUGAGUGGUGAAGCACAAAACUCAAAGAAAUGCCCAAAAAAUAACAAAGGUGGUGAAAGCGGCAAAGGGAAAUCUGGGAAAUUUACCCUGAAGACCCCAAAGGGCACCAGAGAUUAUGGUCCUGUUGAAAUGGCUGUCAGAAGACAAGUAUUUGAUACAAUAUAUGAUGUUUUCCACAUGCACGGAGCAGUAGAAAUUGAGACUCCAGUAUUUGAACUUAAGGAAGUUCUUACUGGUAAAUAUGGAGAAGAUUCUAAGCUUAUAUAUGACCUGGAAGACCAAGGUGGUGAAAUUCUCUCCCUGAGGUAUGAUCUUACUGUUCCUUUUGCCCGAUAUGUGGCCAUGAAUAAGAUCACCAACAUCAAGAGAUAUCACGUGGCUCGUGUGUACCGGAGAGACAACCCGGCUAUGACCAGAGGCCGAUAUCGUGAGUUCUACCAGUGUGACUUUGAUAUUGCUGGGCAGUACGAUGCCAUGAUUCCUGAUGCAGAGUGCAUACAGUUAGUUCAUCAAGUUCUAUCAAGGCUAAACCUGGGAGACUUUACUGUUAAGGUAAAUCAUAGAAAAAUCCUCAAUGGUGUGUUUGGUGCAUGUGGUGUUCCAAGUGAGAAGUUCCGUCCCAUUUGUUCAGCUGUGGAUAAGCUCGACAAGACUCCGUGGGAAGACGUAAGAAAAGAAAUGGUUGACGAGAAAGGUUUGGAUAGUGAUGUUGCUGACCUUAUUGGGGAAUAUGUGAAGUUGUCUGGCAGAGAGGAUCUCUUGGAAAAACUGAAGCAAGAUGAAAGAUUAAAAAAUUCAACUGAUGCUCAGGCUGGCCUUGCAGAUAUUACUCUUCUUUAUCAAUAUUGUAAGAGCUUAGGUUGUGAUGUUCACUUGGUAUUUGACAUGGGCUUAGCAAGAGGCCUUGACUAUUACACUGGAGUUAUUUAUGAGGCCGUGUUGAUGGCCGGCCAAACUUCUAAAGGAGAGGGACCCGUAGGAAGCGUUGCUGGAGGUGGGCGGUACGAUGGGUUGGUUGGAAUGUUCGACCCUAAAAAGAAGACUGUGCCUUGUAUUGGUCUUAGUUUUGGCAUUGAGAGAUUAUUUGCCAUUCAAGAACAGAAGCAGCGAGCUGAAAAUGAGAAGCUUCGGUCAACUCAAACAGAAGUGUUUGUCGCAGCUGCAUGUAAAGGAAUGGUCCAUGACAGAUUGAAACUUAUUGGUCUUCUACAUGAAGCAGGAAUUAAAGCAGAAAGUAGCUACAAAAACAAUCCCAAGAUACUCAAUCAGUUACAGUAUGCUGAAGACAAUGCUAUUCCCCUUGUGGUGUUAAUAGGUGAGUCAGAAGUACAAGAGGGUGUGGUGAAGUUACGAGAAACAGCAACACGUGCAGAGGUCACCAUCAAAAGAGAGGAAUUAGUUUUGGCAGUAAGACAGAGGCUUGGAAAAAAUUCAUAAGGUAGUGUACUAUACAGUACAUAUUGUAGUUGUUGUCUAGUGCUGGUGCAGUUAAAAAUUUCUCAUAAAGAUUGUUUUGUUGUCCAUUACAAGCAGAAUCUUACCAAAGUUAAUCUUUAAAUUAAUAUUUUUUUUUCUGUAGUCUAACAAAGUUUUAGUAAAAAAAAAAAAAAAAAAUCUUAAACUAGCAUUAGAGAAACACUAAAAAAAAUAAUGAAUGAUCAUGGUAAAUGAACAAGGGGUGAAACAGCUUUGAAAGGAUGAUCCGUGGAGUCUACUAUGCAAUUAUGAAUUAAUUGUAAACUGUGUACAGUAGUGUAAUCUUACGUUUGCUUCACACGAGAGAAAACUAAUGAAAUGUGAUACACAGCUGGUUAUUUUGCCCCUUGAAGAGUAACACAUUGUGCAUAAUUCAGGGACCAAGCUUCUGUCUUUGGUAGGAUUGUGUGGUGUUACUUUUAUGUAUACACGUCUGGCCAGUAAGCCAGCCUUGGCUCUGGACCAGCUGACACCCGUUUCCAGAAGGGCAUCGCUUUGCUCUUUUCUAUUUAUUACUAAUUUAUGUUGCUGUAAUGUAAUGUCAUUAAGGUAAGAUUUCCCUUGGACACAGAAUUGAAAAUUUAUUUGACAAUUUCUUGGAAUUUGUGAUUUUACGCAUUGUUUUAAAAAGAAACACGAGUCUUAUAAUUGAAAAAAUUAUAGGAUGUCUGUGGGUUAGCUACAGUAGCCAGUCUUGAUUACAUUGUUUGUUUUUAAUGACAAAUCUGAAUUAAGUUUCAUGUAAAUUAUAUGUACCUUAGUUAUGUUAUCUUUCUCACACACAUCCUCUCUGUACGUCAUUCAAAAUAACACUCACCCACCCACACAGGUAAUUCUCUAGGUUAGGUUAUGUUUCAUGUUAAAAGGUAUAAUACUGUACUUAUAAAGGUGUUUCAACAGAUUUUUCUUCAUAGAAUUAUUGUUACACUGGUCACCCUUGGUUAGUUCUCGUUUUAUUGUUGAGAGCAGAAUUACUUUUACUGUACAGUAUGAAGAAAUAAUGCCUUGUGUUGUAAUAUUUCAAGAAUACUGCAUUAUCCUUUUAAUAUAAAAUUUAUGUUUCCUGAGAACUACCCAACAGAGCACACACACACACACACCGAGUUGAAUCUGUUUGUAGGUCCAGCGUAUUCACCAUUGUAGGGCUAGCUUCUUUUUGUAAUACUGUACUUUAAAAAACGUCCAUGCACCAAUAUUGUUUUUAUAUUACCAUGACUAUGUAUAACAUAUGCAUCAGCAAAGGCACUUAUGUGAGCUUUUAUUCAUGUCUACAUUUUUUAUGCUGAUUUAUUCCUUUAAAGAAAUAUCCAGAGUAUAAUUAAUAUUGUUGGUUUGUAUAAUGGUUGACUCCAAUAAAUUUAGAUUUUCCAGGGAAA